GUUGUUAAAUUUUUCACAUCCCCUAAUUGAUUACUUAGUUUUUGGACGCACUGGGCUAAAAAAUAUAUUUUCGCCACUAAACAAUGGAAGCCCUGGUGAACUAUAGUAGCGAGGACGACCAGGAAGAUGCGGGCUACCAGAUACGGGCACCACAACAACAACAACAACAACUGCAGCAGCAGCCGCAUGCCAAGACACCAACAACAACAACCACUAGUAACUUCCUAAGGCAGAGGAACAACAAUAACAAUGACUACAACUACAACAACAGUCCAAGGGAGAAGGAAAGGGAGAGAGAGCCAGAGCGGGAGCGGGAGAGGGAGAAAACGCGUCGACGCCACCACACUCCCACUCCCCCGCUGCCGACGUCGCAGCAGCAGCAGCAGGCGCAGCAGAAUCACAGGAGCAACAGCAGAGGCCGCAUUGAUGAGGAUGAGGAGCCGCAGCCCAGCAGUCGCCACCGCCAGGAGCGGGACAAGGACAGAGAACGGGAGCGGGACCGCGAUCGCGGGCAGGACAGGGAUAAGGAUAAGGGCAAGGAAAAGGAUCGCGAGCGGGAGCGGGAGAAGCGCGAUUCAGAACGCAGUCGCGACAAAGGACGCGACAAGGAUCACAGCAAGGGCGAUCAUCGCCACCAUCGUACCAAAGACGGCAACAGCCACAGGGAGCGGGAAAGGGAACGCGACCGGGAGCGGGAAAGGGGGCGAGAUCGCGACAUGGACCGCGAGCGCAGGCGUUCGGAGAAGAGCGGUCGCCACCGCAGCGGCAAGGAGCGCCACCAUCAUCACAACAACUCCGCCUCCUCGUCAGCCGCCGCCACUGCAGCGGUCAAUGCAGCAGGGCGUCGCUCCUAUGAUGACCGCAGUGGUCGUCGUCGCCGAGAUUCACGGUCCCGUUCCCGCACGCCCACGGGCACGCCACCCACACGUCGCCGCCAGCAGCCGCAGCAGUCCCGCAAAUAUCGCGAACGCGAGUCGAGCAGUCGCUCCAGAUCUCCCAAGGAAGACCCAUCUGUGGCGCUUCGCACUGCAGCAGGGGCUGGAGCUCAUCUGCUGCUGGGGAAAUCCGUCAGCGGGGUAGGAGGAUCGUCGGCUUCCACAGCCAUAGCAGCAGCAUCUGCAGCCAUUGUAGCAGCCGGUGGAGGUGGAGUAGGCGGUGGCCUCCUGCCGACACCCAACUACGCGCCUAAGAUACCCUCGCUGAUGUCCCUGGAACUCAACACGCCAGCGGUAGCAGCUCCAGCCCUAGAACCCCCCAUCCAGCUGCCCAGCUACUACAACCCGGGCAUCAUCAAUGCCAACCGCUAUGCAGAGCAGCAGCAGAAGCGCAAGCUACUGUGGGGCUCAAAGAAAGCCGAGGACUCGGCGAACAAGUGGGGCAACGCCCACUUCUCGCAGGACUCGGACGGCAAGGUGGCCUCCAAGUUUAUGCGGCUCAUGGGCAUCAAGAAUGCCGGAUCGUCCGGAGAUGGCGAGGCCAGUGGUGGUGGCCCCGAUCAUGCAGAGGUUAGCAACGGCAGUGCAGCCGGCGAUGGAACUGGUGGCGGAGGAGCCGCAGUGCGGGGCGAAAGUGGAGUGAAAGUGCCCACUGAUGUGCAGCAGCGACAGCGCAUGUUCUCCAACAUGGAGCAGCAGUACGAGAUGGCGCGAGCCGCCACACACACGAUGCGCGGCGUGGGCCUCGGUUUUGGCUCCCAGCCGCGUACUUUCUAGAGGGGAUCGGCGAAGAACGGGCCCCGAAACCAGGCUGUAAAUACCAUGCCACCCACUCAACUCAUUAGUCAUGUCAAGAUGUUUCUCCUCAACCACUUUUUGUUUGUGUUGAGCAAAUGUUUCUUUGAUUUCAAAUAAACGUUGCAACCGAAUUUA
Drosophila subpulchrella is the source of this 1868-nucleotide messenger RNA. RefSeq names its product arginine/serine-rich coiled-coil protein 2. The transcript has 4 exons. Lineage: Eukaryota; Metazoa; Arthropoda; Insecta; Diptera; Drosophilidae. The record is from RefSeq and is a predicted model, not a curated record. Bases 84 to 1712 code for a protein of 542 amino acids.